AUGCCCUUCCGCCAGCUCGCUGCCAUCAACUUUAAAAACUUUGUUCGCCAGCAAUGGGACAACGAAGACUCGGCCGUGAGCGCUGAGGAUCGCCAAGCCAUCAAGUCCCAAAUCAUUGACCUGAUGCUCGUCUCGCCCGAGGCGCUUCAAGUGCAGCUCUCCGAGAGCAUCGCCAAGAUUGCUCUGUGCGACUUUCCGGAAAACUGGCAGACCCUCCUCCCCCACCUCGUCUCCAAGUUUGACCAGCCCGACUUUCACUCCAUCAACGGCGUGCUUCGCACAAUGAACCCCUUGUUUCGCCGUUAUCGGUUCGCGCAACGCUCUGAUCGUCUGUGGAGCGAGAUCAAAUAUGUGCUCGACCUAACCGCACAGCCUCUGACAACUCUGUUUCAAAACACCUUUGAUCUGGUCAAGCAAAACGAAGGCAACAUCAGCACGUUGAAGGUGCUCAUCGACUCUAUCCGUCUCAUUUGCGAAGUGUUCUACAGCCUCAACUACCAGGACUUGGCUGCUUUCUUCGAGGACAACAUGUCCACGUGGAUGGAAGGGUUUGCCGCCGUUCUCGAGCUUCCUGAGAACAAGGCCCUCAUGGCUGACAUUGAAGAUACGCCUGGCGUCCUCGAGCUGGCCAAGGCCCAAAUUUGCACAAACAUCAGCCUCUAUGCCUCCAAAUAUGACGAGGAGUUUGCGCCACACUUGCCUCGUUUUGUGCAGAUUGUUUGGGAGUUGUUGACUACGACCAGCCUCGAAACCCGCUACGAUGGGCUCGUCAGCACGGCGCUCUCCUUCCUGGCCAGCGUGAGCGAGCGUGAGGCCAACAAGGAGCUGUUUGCCAACCAGGAGACGAUGCAGACCAUCUGUGAAAAGGUCAUCGUGCCCAACGUGAUGUUUCGCCCCGAGGAUGAAGAAAUCUUUUCCGACAAUCCCGAGGAGUACAUCCGUCGUGAUAUUGAGGGCUCGGACAUUGACACCCGCCGCCGUGCUGCUAGCGACCUCGUUCGCGGCUUGUGCAAGUUUUGGGAAGAGCCUGUGACCUCGAUUUUCUCCGUUUACGUGACACAACUACUUCAGGAGCACAGCACCGACGCCACCAAGUGGAAGCACAAAGAUGCCGCCGUCUUUCUGAUCAUUGCCCUGGCCGUGCGAACCAAAACGACGUCACAAGGCACAACUGCCCUCAACUCAAUGAUCAAUGUGGUCGACGUCUUUCAUUCCACCAUCCUGCCUGAGCUGCAGGAUGGCGAUGCCAACAAGAACGUGGUCCUCAAGGCGGAUGCCAUCAAGUAUCUCGUCAGCUUUCGCAAUCAGGUAGGGAAGGAUCUUGACAAAUGCCUUCAACUCCAUUUGUACCAAGGCCGCAAGCUGGGCCCGGAAAUUCAUGCGGGCUGCUUUCCACUCUUGAUCAAUUUGCUGAGCAGCGAUGAGCCAGUCGUUGUAUCCUACGCCGCACAUUGCAUCGAGCUGCAGUUGCUGCUCAAGGUGAACGACGCACCCGUCCUUUCGCGCGAGGUGCUGGCUGCCAACAUGGAGGCACUGUUGAGCAAUCUGUUCAGUGCGCUCGGUCAAGUCAAGAAUGCCGAGAAUGAGUACUUGAUGAAAACCGUCAUGCGCACCAUUGCCAUGGGCGAGGAGCUGGUCAUUCCCUACAUCGCCAUCAUCGUGGAGCGCCUCUCGCUGAUUCUCAUGGAGGUGGCCAAAAAUCCUGGUCGCCCUCGUUUCAACCAUUUUAUGUUCGAGUCCUUUGCAGCUGCCAUCCGUGCCACGUGUCACAAUAACCAGGAUGCCAUCGCCAGCUUUGAGUCCGCCUUGUUUCCUCCUUUCGAGCAGCUGCUCACGGGUGAUGUCAUUGAGUUUCAGCCUUAUGUGUUUCAGCUCUUGGCCCUUUUGCUGGAGCUGCGCACAAAGGGCAUUCCCCAGUCGUACGCAGGCCUGCUGCCUUUCCUGCUGGCCCCUGCCAUGUGGGAAUCGCGAGCCAACAGCACGCCGCUCGUGCGUCUGCUUUCGGCCUACAUUACCAACGGCGGCGACGAGCUGUUCACUGCUGAGAACAAGCAGCUCGAUGGCAUGCUUGGCGUGUUCCAAAAGCUCAUUGCAUCCAAGGUGGAUGACCACAAUGGCUUUGAGCUGUUGAUGAAUUUGAUUGAUGGCGUCUCACCUCAAAUGCUGGAGCCCUACUUUGGCAACAUUGUCCAAUUGCUCAUGACCCGCAUGCAGGCCGCGCGCACGACCAAGUUUACACGUUGCUUGGCCGUGUUGGUCGGCUUUCUCAGCCUCAAGCGUGGCCCCAGCGCCACCAUUCAGCUCUUUGACAACAUUCAGCAGGGCCUCUUUGGCAUGUUGCUGCGCCGUUUGAUUGAGGUGAUGCAGCAAGUCCCCUCCCAACGGGAUCGCAAAGCCAUCAUCCUGGGCAUGACCAAGCUCUUGGUGGAGGCGCCAGAAUUGCAGGGGCCUUAUGCCGAGCAUUGGGGUGCCACACUGACUGGCAUCUUCAAGCUGCUCGAACUGCCCAUUGAAGCUGCCAAGCCAGAGGAGUUGAGCUUUGAAGAGGACGAAGGUGGUUACAAGGCCACCUACAGCCGCCUUGCUUUUGCAGGCUCGGGCGAGCGAGACUUUUGUGCUGAGGUGCAGGAUCCUAAGGCGGCUGUUGUGCAGCAAGUGCAUGCCUUUGCACAAAGCCAUGCCGGCGCGCUUGCAAGUGUUCCAGCAGAUGUCCAAGCCGUCCUUCAGCAGUAUUUCCAGGCCAUGGGCUUGCCAGCUGUAGCUUGAACUUGAGCCAUCUACAAGUCAGCUUAAGGACUCCAGGAGAGGUUCACCAAGCUAGAAAGCAAUCAGACCAGAAAAUUUACGUGCGCGUCAGCUCUUGUGCUUGACACGUUCGCCCGACCGUCGGUCCUGAGCCGCCAGCAUGUCUGCCAGCGU
Molecule: messenger RNA, 2919 nt
Organism: Monosiga brevicollis MX1
Lineage: Eukaryota; Choanoflagellata; Craspedida; Salpingoecidae
Exons: 18
Coding region: 1-2766 (921 amino acids)
Biological process (GO): protein export from nucleus; protein import into nucleus
Cellular component (GO): nuclear envelope; cytosol
Molecular function (GO): nuclear export signal receptor activity; small GTPase binding
Source: RefSeq, a predicted model, not a curated record